AAAUACAAGCCAGUCAUACACACCAGUGUCACUUUCUGGAAGCUAUGGUGAAAGUCCUGCUGCUUCUGCUACUUCCAAAAUGAGAGUUGUUACUACUGCCAGCAUAAAGCCCUCUGUCUACCAGCCAGCAGCACCGGCACCAGUUCAUUCCUACACCCCUGCCAACACUGAGCCUGCAAGUCGCCCUCCCUGGGUAACAGAUGACUCCUUUUCCCAGAAAUUUGCACCUGGAAAAACCACCACCACUGUUACAAAGCACAUCCUACCAAGGGGUCCUCCAGUACCAUCUCCUGCCUCAACUUCUGCUUACCCAUCUCCAGUUUCAACUUCUUCCCAGGCUCCUGCUCGAGGAACAGUUCAGAGGGCUGAGCGUUUUCCAGCCAGCAGCCGAACUCCUCUCUGUGGGCACUGUAACAGUAUAAUUCGGGGUCCUUUCCUGGUAGCCAUGGGUCGCUCUUGGCACCCAGAAGAAUUCAACUGCGCUUACUGCAAGACAUCCUUGGCUGAUAUGUGCUUUGUGGAAGAGCAGAAUAGUGUGUACUGUGAGCGCUGUUACGAACAGUUCUUUGCACCAACCUGUGCCAGAUGCCACGCUAAGAUCAUGGGGGAAGUGAUGCAUGCCCUGAGACAGACUUGGCACACAAGUUGCUUUGUCUGUGCAGCUUGUAAGAUGCCGUUUGGGAAUAGCCUCUUUCACAUGGAGGAUGGGGAACCUUACUGUGAGAAAG
This is a messenger RNA of Nestor notabilis (Kea), 728 nucleotides long. Its product is annotated as LIM domain-binding protein 3-like. Gene Ontology annotation, cellular component: filamentous actin; adherens junction; Z disc. The transcript has 4 exons. Gene Ontology annotation, molecular function: actin binding; muscle alpha-actinin binding. Gene Ontology annotation, biological process: muscle structure development; heart development; actin cytoskeleton organization. Lineage: Eukaryota; Metazoa; Chordata; Aves; Psittaciformes; Psittacidae. The annotation marks the transcript as partial. The record is from RefSeq and is a predicted model, not a curated record.